Zophobas morio is the source of this 1045-nucleotide messenger RNA. Its product is annotated as transcriptional regulator ATRX homolog. The coding region runs from base 1 to 996 and encodes 331 amino acids. Gene Ontology annotation, cellular component: nucleus. The record is from RefSeq and is a predicted model, not a curated record. The transcript has 5 exons. Lineage: Eukaryota; Metazoa; Arthropoda; Insecta; Coleoptera; Tenebrionidae. Gene Ontology annotation, molecular function: ATP hydrolysis activity.
AUGACUGACGUAAGUAUUGUCAAAUUUAAUUUAGCUUCGAACCUGCCAUCGAUUAGUUAUUUUAAUGAAGGUAAACUAAUAUCCCUUUUCCAAGACGGGAUGUCGCUACACUUUUGGGCUUACCGCGGACUAGUACGAUUUAACACCGACGCGACUGCUAAAUUAUUUAUUCUUACCCAUAGAGUGGGUGGGUUAGGUUUAAACUUAGUAGGUGCGAAUAGAGUGAUUAUGAUUGGGUCUAACUACAACCCGUCUCUGGACACCCAAAGUAUGUACAGGGUGUAUCGAUUCGGGCAGACGAAGAAGUGCUACGUUUAUAGAUUAUUGUCAAUGGCCACCAUGGAAGAAAAAAUCUACCAAAGGUGCGUCGUCAAGUUACACUUGAGCGGAACCGUAGUAGAUAAGCUGCACUUCGUGCGAAGAUACACAUCAAGUGACCUUCGAGAAUUGUACAAAGUCGACUUUAGCGAAUACACUGUAGACCGACCUAUCCCGAUAGUACCAACCGACAAACUAUUGGCACAACUGGUACAAAACACGUACGACAUCUACCGGUACCACCUCCACAAUUCGUUACUAGAAAAUCGUCCGGAAGAAGAACUCACCGACGAAGAUAAAAAAAUGGCCUGGGACGAAUUCAACAACAUGGAGGAGGCGGCGAGAACCAACGGUCCAACUCUGGUGCCAAACCCGAUGAACAACAACGCGCGUGGCUUCCUGCCGAGGGUGUUUCUUCCGAACGGUAUGCGCCCCCAGGUGUCAAACCGGGUUGUCCAGCCCGCGAGCAACUUCCUGCAUUUGUUUGACCAAACCGUACCGGGUCGGCUUAGUGGUCACAAUGCGCACAAUCGGUUUCAGGCUAACUUUCCCGCGACGGAGCUCUUGCAGAACUUGAGGGAAAAUAUUGCGCAAGUGCUAAGAGAGCAGCCUUUGCCUAGUGGUGCAGAUGAAGCGCCAUCAGCUGAGUUUAAUUAUGCGUUGAACAAAGUUGUAUGAUUGGAUAUUUCGUUGUAUUAUAUCGAUUUGAAUGAAACGUUUUUUGGUA